This is a messenger RNA of Dunckerocampus dactyliophorus (ringed pipefish), 1113 nucleotides long. Its product is annotated as inward rectifier potassium channel 16-like. Gene Ontology annotation, molecular function: inward rectifier potassium channel activity. Lineage: Eukaryota; Metazoa; Chordata; Actinopteri; Syngnathiformes; Syngnathidae. Gene Ontology annotation, cellular component: plasma membrane. Gene Ontology annotation, biological process: regulation of monoatomic ion transmembrane transport; potassium ion import across plasma membrane. The transcript has a single exon. The record is from RefSeq and is a predicted model, not a curated record. The coding region runs from base 1 to 1113 and encodes 370 amino acids.
AUGAGCAGCGAAAGGGCAGAUGAGGUCAUCAUCAACACUUGCUUCACCACCGUUCACACAGUGGGCUUGCACAAUGACGGCAGGCGCCUCCGCUUCAUGCAUAAGGACGGCAGGUUCCCCGUGGUCUUCCAAAAGGUGCCCAGGGAGUGGAGCCCGUACUUGCUGGACAUCUUCACCACUCUGGUGGAGAUCCGCUGGAGGGUGAUGCUCCUGGUUUUCUCGCUGUCCUACAUUGUCUCCUGGCUCUUUUUCGGCCUGUGCUACUGGUUCAUUGCGUUUGUACACGGCGACAACAGCGAGGCGGCCGGCGAUCCCUGCGUGGUGAACGUCUACGGCUUCACCUCAGCGUUUCUCUUCUCCAUGGAGACUCAGGCGACCAUCGGUUACGGCUUCAGGGGCAUGACAGAGACCUGCAUGGGGGCCAUCAUCGUGGUGACGGCUCAGGAUGUGUACAGCUGCCUCCUAGACACAAUUGUCAUUGGUAUUGUCAUCGCUAAAAUGGCGUCUGCUCGUAAGAGGGCUCAGACGGUUGGCUUCAGCAGGUUGGCGGUGGUCAACCUGCGGGACGGGGUGCUGUGUCUGUCUUGGCGCAUUGGGGACUUCAGAGGGAAUCACAUCUUGGAAGGCGUCGCCCGAGCUCAGCUCGUGCGCUACUCCAAACGAUUGGAAGGACCUGUGGCGAUAUCAUACCAGGAUCUGGACAUCCAGAACCGGGAUUUAGUCCUCGCCACGCCCGCCACGGUGGUACACAAGCUAGAACCAGGCAGCCCCCUCUACAACCUGAGCCCUGAUGACCUUUUAGAGGAUGACUUUGAACUCGUGGUGUCCUUCACCUACACAGGUGACUCCACAGGCAUGCUCCAUCAGACACGGACCUCCUACACGCCCGCGGACAUUCACUGGGGACAGCGUUUCCAGGACAUGCUGAAAGUGGGAAGGAAGCACUACAAGGUGGACUAUGCUCUGUUUAAUGAGACCACGUGGGUGACGACCCCCUUGCUUAGCGCGGAGCAGUAUGACGGGGGGAGGAGUCAGCAAGGCCUUUCGCGGUCAAUGCCGGUUAAGAGAGACUGCUGCUGUACAGAAGAGGUGAUGCAGCAAACAUAUUUUUAG